Geosmithia morbida is the source of this 1017-nucleotide messenger RNA. RefSeq lists its product as uncharacterized. The coding region runs from base 1 to 1017 and encodes 338 amino acids. The record is from RefSeq and is a predicted model, not a curated record. The transcript has 4 exons. NCBI's taxonomy places the organism in Eukaryota, Fungi, Ascomycota, Sordariomycetes, Hypocreales, Bionectriaceae.
AUGGCAUCAUCACCUGCUGGCGACGUGACCCCCAAAAGCAAUGGGCGGACAGGGAUCGACAGGACGGUCGAAGUUCCCGACUCAGAGACACGCCAGUCUGUCCGCGCAACCUCAAAGACACCGGAUGGACCAGAAGACCAGUCAACUAUUCUUGAAGACGACGUUCUGAGCUCACCUUCCGUCCCUUCUCCUUACGACUGGGAGAGCUUCGAGAGGCGAUAUGAAGAGGCACUUCUUCAAGCGGACGAUAAUGAGAGGGAGAUACUCCGGGAGGUCGAGGAUUUGGUCACGUACUUCAAAACUUGGGCUUCCGCCGCAUCGUCUCACGAUGACGAGCGAGCCGUGAAGAGACUACAGACGCGCAGACGCUUUGUGAACCUGUCAGAAGAGAGAAUGGCGCAGAAACAGCAGCAUUGCGCGUCGUCACCAACAAACUUGACGUUUACUAUCGACAUGUCGGCGCACCGCGACAAGCAUGGGGAGACAAAUACAACCUGCAAAGCGCCACAGCAACAGGUACUAACCAUGUUACAGGACGAUCUCUCUGCCUUCUUCGAGGCCCACUUCUCCGACGCUGCCAUAACCCAGUUUGGCGAGACGUUUGUCCAUCCUCGAAAUGGCGGCAACACUGUGGAAGAGAGUCAGGUCUACGAGGAAACUUGGGAAGGGGAAGAGGAUGAGUUGGGAUACUACGAUGAUGGGGUGAAGCGCACCUUGACUGACGAGCAAAUCGAGUAUCUUCGCCACUCUGAGCUACGGUCACUGCGGCGGCAGCAAGAGAAGGAGGCAGCAAUGACCCGAUACUCAACAACUCCUGUUUCGGAAGACAAUACGAAUUCCCCGAUGAAUCCGGCAGUGGCAGGUUCGGCAACCUUACCGUCUACCUUCCAAGGCAGCAAAAAACGGAAGAAGAGGGUCGGUAACUGGGCCAAUCCUAGAGCUGAGCCGAAACCUGACCUGCGGAAGCGAACUUGGGAUGUCGUUGACAAGGGCCUUGACACGCUGGAUUACGACUGA